Messenger RNA from Suillus discolor, 430 nucleotides. RefSeq names its product Sm-like ribonucleoprotein. NCBI's taxonomy places the organism in Eukaryota, Fungi, Basidiomycota, Agaricomycetes, Boletales, Suillaceae. Gene Ontology annotation, biological process: mRNA splicing, via spliceosome; spliceosomal snRNP assembly. The coding region runs from base 46 to 309 and encodes 87 amino acids. Gene Ontology annotation, cellular component: U5 snRNP; precatalytic spliceosome; U4/U6 x U5 tri-snRNP complex. The record is from RefSeq and is a predicted model, not a curated record. The transcript has 5 exons. Gene Ontology annotation, molecular function: RNA binding.
CAAUACGCCUCGUCACAUCGUCACUCGUGAAAAUAUCCGCUUAUCAUGUCUGGACGCCAACAAAGAGUGUUGGUGCAACCCAUUAAUGUGAUCUUCAAAAACCUGCAGCAGCGAACAAAAGUUGUCAUAUGGUUGUACGACAACAUCGAGAUGCGGAUUGAAGGGCGUAUCAUUGGAUUUGACGAAUUCAUGAAUGUCGUGAUCGACGAGGCUGCAGAAGUCUAUGUCAAAGAUGCCAAACCACGACGAGAGCUUGGUCGUGUACUACUAAAAGGCGAUAACAUCACCCUCAUCCAACAGGUGGUAUGAUAUAUUGGCUCUGUUCAUGUAAAACCUUGUCUUUCUGCACACACCGGUAUAUGAUGUGCUCCUACAAUGUAUCAUAAUAAUUUUGUGCUGCAGCUGACGUACCUCAGCAAACGUUCGUGCU